Messenger RNA from Cetraspora pellucida, 2430 nucleotides. NCBI's taxonomy places the organism in Eukaryota, Fungi, Glomeromycota, Glomeromycetes, Diversisporales, Gigasporaceae. The record is from the annotation of a GenBank genome assembly.
AUGCUCUUGACCACUUUGCUCGAUCCCGCUCCCAUUUUUCCUAUCAACCUUGAAUACACAUGUCAUAAAUAUUUCCCGGCUUCUACGGCUUCUACGGCUUCUACUUAUGUAGCAAAUGUGACUAUACGAACGACCGGAAAACUGUUGUUAAAGAGUUUUCAAAAUUGUAUCGGACUGAACACCAACAAGCACUAUAAGCUUGUGUACCAUGACAAGGACAUACAACCUGAUGAUACGCUUGAAAAGUUGGGAGUCAAGAAAGGAGAUUUAGUAAAGGCAGUCGGUAGUUACUUCAAAAGAUUCAAAAUUAGACCAAUAAUGGUUAUAAAAAUUUAUGUGAACAUAACGAAUAAAAAAACAAUCGAGUUAAAUGCAAGGAGAGAUUGCACAAUUAAGGAGGUUAAGCAAAUGAUCCAGGAUAAAGAAGGUAUCCCCAUUGACCAGCAAUAUAUAAAAUUACAUGAUAAAUUGAAUGAUGACCAGCCCUUGUCGUUUUACAAUAUCGAGGAAGAGUCUACAUUGCAUCUGGAAUACGAAACAAUCAUGAUCUAUGUAAAAUUAAUGGACGAAAAAAACAUAAAGCUGAAAGUAAAUAGAAGUUACACCAUCGAACAGGUUAUUCGCAUGAUCCAAGAUAAAGAAAGCAUUCCCUCUCAUCAAAUAGCUUAUUUUAGUAUUGAUGACGGAGCUAUGUGUCGCUAUGAUACCUCAGCUCGCUUUAGAACCUUUAAUACAACAGCACGUUAUGGGAUUAAAAAUGAGUCCACACUUAAUUUAUUUCAAUCUAAUUCAUUUUCUGGUCUAUUAAAUGUGAAAACACUAAGCGGAAAAACAAUAACUCUACAAGUAGAAUCGAGUAACACCAUUAAACAAGUUAAACAAAAGAUCGAAGACAAAGAAGGAAUCCCUUCUGAUAAUCAACGUCUCUUUUUUUUUAACAGGCACUUAGAAAAUGAGCGUACCUUGUUAGAUUAUUACAUCCCAAAGGGGGCUACUACUCAUCUAAUAUAUAGAGAAUUAAAUGCACCCGAAAAUUUUUCCGGUCCAUAUUCUUUUUCGGUGUUUGUGAAAACUCUAACCGGAAGAUGUAUCAUUCUGGUCGUAAAAUCAAGCGACACCAUUGACGAAGUUAAACAAAAGAUUUGGGACAAGGAAAGAAUCCCUCCUGAUCAACAACGCAUUAUUUUUGCUGGCAAGCAAUUAGAAGAUGGGUGGCCCUUAUCAGAUUAUGGUAUUCGAAAGGAAUCUACUCUUCAUCUUAUACUUAGGUUACGUGGUGGAAUGCUCCAGGAAACCAGUGGUCGCAUAGAAUUUAACGCAUUGCCACCACUUACUCAGUAUACGCUAACGCCUGAAGAACGUCUACAAAAUGGAAUUCAUGCUGGUAUUGCCUGUAAUUAUUGUGGCAAACAUGAAUGGAAAGGGGCGAGAUAUAAAUGUUCUGAAUGUUCUGAUUAUGACUUGUGCUUUGAUUGUAUCACAAUGUCCAACCUGCUUCAUAACGUGCAACAUCCUUUUCUGAAAAUCUUGGAUCCUUUAGACCCAAAGAAUGUUUCAAAUGAUACUUCUAUUGCUUAUGUUACCCCAAUACUACCAGACACGAAAGAGAAAUUGUUGGCUCUGCUACGCGAAGAAGAACGGCGAAGAUUUUCGCCUGAAAUACAAAAAAAAUAUGAUGUUGGGAGCGAUCCUACAAGUGGCAAGGAUUGGAUGGAUGUUACUGAUCAGAUGCAGCAUGAGUUGGUUCGAGAAUUUGGAUAUUCGGAUGAGGCAGUACAAUUAUUGCGGCGUGCACCACAACUUUAUCCGGAUGAUCCUGAAUUCCGUACAACUCAAGUAUAUGUUCGCAAUAAUAUUGCUAACAUUGGAAAUCUCACUGAAGGAAUGCCAACACCUGACUGUCCAUUAGUUCCACUAGAUUCGUCAAUUUUUACAUCAAUAAUUGAUAACAGUAACACUAAUUUACCAAAUUUAGUUCAUCUACGUUCACUUUGUAAAUCAGGACGGCCUCUUGUUCUUAUGGGUGGAUCAUAUACUUGUCCUUUAUACCGGUGUAUAUCACAUGUGCUCAAUGAUAUAUAUAGUCGAUAUAAAACACAAGUAGAUUUUUAUAUGAUUCAAAUUAAAGAAGCACAUGCUUCUGACGUUUGGCCCAUUGGCAACAUUGUAAAUGUCAAAGAACAUCGCACUUUAUCUGACCGUUUAGCUGCUGCACAUGAGAUGGCUAAAAAAACUAAUUUGGAAAUUCCUGUACUAGCAGACACGAUGGAUGAUACUUUCUUAAAAUUAUAUUCACCGUGGCCAUUCCGGUUUUUUGUAGUUGUUAAUGGUAUUUUAAAACUCGUUGGAAUGCCAAAAGAAGCGCGUUAUGACACAACCGAUUUAGUUGAGUGCUUAGAUGAUAUUUUAUGCAACAAAAAAGACAUCUGA